AUGUCAGGGUGGGACGAGGGACAGGUGUUCUACAGCAACCAGUCGUUCCCCGAGUCGGAAGGGCCGGCCGGCGACGACGCGCUGGGCGACGCGGGAAUCACGCGAUACGCCGCGCAGAAGAAGCUUCGCGAGUUCGUGCGAAACUUCCACGAUCCGCAGUAUCAUGACCGCUUUAUCUACAGGUGCGCCGCGUGCGGUAACCCGCUGCCGUUACCAGCACAGCACAGCAGGCCACCUCGCACCGUGCGGUCCCCGCCCCCGCUCAACGUGGGCCCCUCCCUUCCCUGCGACCAGCUGGGCUUUAAAAUCCCUCACAAACCGACGGAUCCGCGCCGUGAGGUUCCCGUCGUCCCCUGCGCGCCGUGCCCUCCCUACAUGCGGUCCGCGCCCUUCCUUACUCGCAAAUUCCCUCCUCUUAUCCCGCCUGUUCCUGCCUCUCAUGACCGGGGAUCACAUGGCCGCCGGGGCUCACAUGGCCGCCGGGGCUCACAUGGCCGCCGGGGCUGCACAGCGUCAUACGCCGCCGUGUCCCGUUCCCCUCCUCCCACGGCAACCCCCCUUGCCCCCAUUCCGCAGGGAGCGGGUGCAGGAGGGGGUGGCGUGGUGGAGGUUGAUCCGGAGCACGUGGCGGAGGGGGGCGGCGUGGUGGAGGUGGACUUGGAGGACCUGGCGAGCAAGGAGGAGGGGCUGUGCCGCCUCAUGCGCACGCGCCCCGCUGACAUGCUGCCGCUGGUGGGUGGGAUGGGUCCCCAUGGAUCCUCAUGGAAUUUGAUUGCCCUGCUCUACUUUCCCUUGCCCGUGUGUCUUUCUCAACGUAGAGCAUUAGUUUCUCAUGAGCGCUCUGAGUGUCUUUCGUUAUGUAUUCGUCUUUCUCUCUGCCUGCCUGCUCCGCCUCCUCGCUUCUCCCGCUUCUGUGCUCCCUUCUCUCCCCCCACUCCUCCCUCCCUCUUUCUCACCCGCUUUGUGCUGACGUGGCAGUUGGAGGUGGCAGCAGCUGAGGUGGCAGCGAGCGUGCGGCAGAAGGUGAUGGGGGAGAGUGGGGAGCUGGAGGAUGCACGAGUGCCGCCCGUGCAGGUGCUGCUCAAGAGCUCCGAGGACGCCAUGCCCAUCAGGGCUUUAACGGCAACACAGAUCGCCCAUCUGGUGAAGAUCUCGGGCAUCGUGAUUGCGUCCUCGCGAGCCAAGGCCAAGGCCACCUCGGUGGUGCUCAUGUGCCGCUCCUGCAAGAACGUCAAGGCCAUCCCCUGCCGCCCGGGCCUGGGUGGCGCCAUCAUCCCGCGCACCUGCGACCGCACCCCCCAGCCAGGGGAGGAGCCAUGCGGGGUGGACCCGUGGGUGGUGCUGCCGGAUAGGAGCGAGUAUGUGGACCAGCAGACGCUCAAACUGCAGGAGAAUCCCGAGGACGUGCCAACGGGGGAGAUGCCCCGGAGCGUCCUCCUGGCAGUGGACCGCUCGCUGGUGCAGCGCAUCUCCCCCGGCACGCGCAUCACUGUGUUUGGCAUCUUUAGCAUCUUCCAGGCCUCCGAUAAAACCAAGUCGCGAGGGGCCAUGGCGGUGGCAAUACGGCAGCCAUACCUGCGAGUGGUGGGAGUGGAGAUGGCUGCGGAUGGCGCUGCCAGGUCCACUGCCUCCUCCUUCACCACUGAUGAGGAGGCGGAGUUCAAGGAGUUCAGCCGGCAGGGCGACGUGUACGGCGCCAUAAGCAGCCAGAUCGCGCCGUCCAUCUUCGGCCACGCCGACAUCAAGAAGGCCAUCGCCUGCCUGCUCUUUGGCGGCGCGCGCAAGCUACUGCCAGAUGGCGCAAGGCUGAGAGGCGACAUCAACGUGCUGCUGAUUGGUGAUCCAUCCACCGCCAAGUCCCAGUUCCUCAAGUUUGUGGAGAAGACGGCACCUAUCGCCGUGUACACAUCAGGGAAGGGCUCCUCUGCUGCUGGCCUCACCGCCUCCGUCAUUCGCGAUGCCUCCUCUAGGGAGUUCUACCUGGAGGGCGGCGCCAUGGUGCUGGCAGAUGGCGGUGUGGUGUGCAUCGAUGAGUUCGACAAGAUGCGCCCUGAGGACAGAGUGGCGAUUCACGAGGCAAUGGAGCAGCAGACGAUAAGCAUCGCCAAGGCGGGCAUCACCACUGUGCUCAACUCGCGCACCUCCGUGCUCGCCGCUGCCAACCCGCCCUCCGGCCGCUACGAUGACCUCCGGACGGCGCAGGAGAACAUUGAUCUGCAGAGCACCAUUCUGUCGCGCUUCGACCUCAUCUUUGUCGUCAAGGACACAAGGGACUUCAACCGCGAUCUCCAAAUCGCGCGGCACGUGGUGAACGUGCAUGCCAAGGCAGAUGCCGUGCUGGGGCAGGCAGACGAUGCCAUGGGCGGGCGGGCAGCCAUGGGGGACGGACCUGCAGGGGCGGGGGGCGUGGGGCACGCGGGGAAGGAUGGCGAGCAGGAGAACUGGCUCAAGAGGUACAUAGAGUUUGCUCGCACGCGCUGCUCCCCGCGGCUUUCAGAGUCAGCAGCAACGCUCCUGCAGAACAACUACGUGCAGAUCCGGCAGAACAUGCGGCGGAGGGCAACGGAGACGGGGGAGGCGUCAGCGCUGCCAAUCACGGUUCGCCAGCUGGAGGCCAUCGUGAGGCUCUCAGAGUCCAUGGCACGGAUGCAGCUCUCCCCAGUGGCCACGGAGGAGCACGUCACCGAGGCGCUGCGCCUCUUCCAUGUCGCGACGCUGGACGCCGCCCGGUCGGGCGUGGUGGACGGCGCAGUGCUGACGGAGGAGCAGCGGCGCGAGGUGCAGCAGGUGGAGGGCGCGGUGCGGCGGCGCGUGGCCAUCGGGGGCUUCGUGUCGGAGCGGCGCCUGCUGGAUGACAUCACGCGGUCCGGCAUCAGUGCGGCGAGCGCUGCUCAUCAUGGUGGCACGGGGAGAGGUGGAGUACCGACGGGAGAGGAGGGUCAUUUACCGCAAGGUCUGACCACCGCUUCUACUGCUGCUCUGACCACCGCUUCUACUGCUGCUCUGACCACCGCUUCUACUGCUGCUCUGACCACCGCUUCUACUGCUGCUCUGACCACCGCUUCUACUGCUGCUCUGACCACCGCUUCUACUGCUGCUCUCACCGCCGCCCUGACCGCCGGUCUCACUCUUGCUCUCACUGCUGCUCUCACUGCUGCUCUCACCGCCGCUCUCACUGUUGCUCUCACUGCUGCCAUUGCAACUCUGACUACAGUACAACCACUGGUCUAG
Molecule: messenger RNA, 3231 nt
Organism: Closterium sp. NIES-65
Lineage: Eukaryota; Viridiplantae; Streptophyta; Zygnematophyceae; Desmidiales; Closteriaceae
Source: the annotation of a GenBank genome assembly